Talpa occidentalis (Iberian mole) is the source of this 1914-nucleotide messenger RNA. RefSeq names its product C-type lectin domain family 18 member A-like. Gene Ontology annotation, molecular function: polysaccharide binding. The record is from RefSeq and is a predicted model, not a curated record. The coding region runs from base 216 to 1562 and encodes 448 amino acids. The transcript is spliced from 12 exons. NCBI's taxonomy places the organism in Eukaryota, Metazoa, Chordata, Mammalia, Eulipotyphla, Talpidae.
GCCAGCAGCAGAGGAGGGAGGGAGCCCCUGGACUGGAGCUGUGCUUUUUCAUGCCAGUGCCGAUGGGAGGCUGUUUGGACACACCUAUUACUCACCAGCCUCCCCCUUUUGUCUGCCAGCUCAACCUGACUCCUCAGAGGCUGUGGAGAGCUCCCUCCAGCCUGGGAAGUGAGCUGGACAGCUAAGCCAGGCUGCGCCCCAGCCCCAAAAGGCCCAUGCUGCAGCCAGAGCCCUCAGAAGGGUUGGGGGGCCAAAGGCCUGGUCUCUUGCUUAUGCUCCUGGCUCUCCUUGGCAUGGCCUGGGCAGAGAUGCCACCACCCCAGCUGCAGGAGGAGGAGGCUCCAAUGCCCAGAGCCCUGAGCAGAAAGGAAAGUUUCCUGCUUCUCUCCCUGCACAACCGCCUGCGCAGCCAGGUCCACCCCACUGCGGCCAACAUGCAGAGAAUGGACUGGAGUGAGACCCUGGCCCGAUGGGCUCAGUCCAGGGCGGCCCUCUGCGGUGCCCUACUCCUGAGCCCUGUCACCGCCCAGGAAGUGGGCUGGAACGUGCAGCUGCUGCCCAAGGGCUCCGUGCCCUUCCCCCAUGUGGUGGGCCUGUGGUUCUCCGAGGGGCAACAGUACAACCACGCGGCGGCCGAGUGUGCCCUCAACACCACCUGCGCCCACUACACCCAGCUCGUGUGGGCCACCUCAAGCCAGCUGGGCUGUGGGCGGCAGCCCUGCUCUGGGGCCCAGGCAGGAAUGGAAGCCUUUGUCUGUGCCUACUCUCCCGGAGGCAACUGGGAGGUAAAUGGGAAGACAAUCGCUCCCUAUAAGAAAGGUGCCUGGUGUUCUCUCUGCACAGCCAGUGUCUCAGGCUGCUUCAAAGCCUGGGACCAUAAAGGGGGGCUCUGUGAGGUCCCCAGGAACCCAUGUCGCAUGAGCUGCUGGAACCAUGGGCACCUCAACAUCAGCACCUGCCACUGCCACUGUCCCCCUGGCUACACGGGCAGGUACUGCCAAGUGCGCUGCAGCGUGCAGUGCGUGCACGGCAGGUUCCGGGAGGAGGAGUGCUCCUGCGUCUGCGACGUGGGCUACGAGGGAGCCGAGUGUGCCACCAAGGUGCACUUUCCCUUCCACACCUGUGACCUGAGGAUCGAUGGAGACUGCUUCACGGUGUCUUCGGAAGCAGACACCUACUAUGGAGCCAAGAUGAAAUGCCAGGGAAAGGGCGGGGUGUUAGCCCACAUCAGGAGCCAGAAAGUACAGGACAUCCUUGCCUUCUACCUGGGCCGCCUGGAGACCACCAACGAGGUGACCAACAGCGACUUUGAGACAAGGAACUUCUGGAUUGGCCUCACCUACAAGACCACUAAGGAUGCCUUCCGCUGGACCACUGGGGAGCAGCAGUCCUUCACCAGUUUCGCCAUCGGGCAGCCUGACAACCAGGGCAGGUUUGGCAACUGUGUGGAGCUGCAGGCAGCAGCUGCCUUCAACUGGAACGACCAGCGCUGUAAAACCCGAAACCGUUACAUCUGCCAGUUUGCUCAGGAGCACAUUUCCCAGUGGGACCAGGGGCUCUGAGGCUGGGCCAGGCCUUUCCCCUGCCAGGACUUGGUUGCACCAGCCCAGUCAGCCCAUCUGCCCACCUGUCUGGAACAAAAGCCGAGACCACAGGUCCAACAUCCAAAAAGGUUCCUGGCAAGAAAUGCGCAAGGGCUACAAAUGGGACUAACAGAGAGCUUGGCAUAGGAGGGGGGAGCCUGGGGCCCCUGAGCCUGCUUCUAUUUGGAAGAUGGACUCAAUUAGGUACCAGAAAGCGCCUGGGCCAGCAGUCAGAAGAGACCACCCUCCUCCAACUGGGGCAGACCUCUGGGGCAGAGGCGCUCCCUCACAGUCCAGGAUUGAGCCCCCAGAGGAUUAAACUAAAUUAUGA